AUGGAAGUGGCUGUCCUACGCAAUCAAACUUCAGUGGAAUAUUUUCAGCUUAGAGGUUUAUCUGUAAACCAGAAGGUGCAGAUGGCUGUAUUUUCCAUGUUCCUUGUGUUGUAUGUUCUGACUUUGAUUGGCAACAUCCUUAUUGUCAUCACAAUCAUCUAUGACCACCGGCUUCAUACCCCUAUGUAUUUCUUCCUCAGCAAUCUAUCCUUUAUUGAUGUCUGUCACUCCUCUGUCACUGUCCCCAAGAUGCUAAGAGACACCCUGUCAGAGGAGAAGCUCAUCUCCUUUGAUGCCUGUGUGACCCAGAUGUUCUUCUUACACCUCUUUGCCUGCACAGAGAUCCUCCUUCUCACUGUCAUGGCCUAUGAUCGGUAUGUGGCCAUUUGUAAACCCCUGCAGUACAUGAUGGUGAUGAACUGGAAGGUGUGUGUGCUACUGGCAGUGGCCCUUUGGACAGGGGGCACCAUUCAUUCCAUCUCUCUGACCUCACUCACCAUCAAGCUGCCCUACUGUGGUCCUGAUGAGAUUGACAACUUCUUCUGUGAUGUACCUCAGGUCAUCAAACUGGCCUGCACUGAUACUCACAUUAUUGAGAUUCUUAUUGUCUCCAACAGUGGGUUGAUCUCUGUGGUCUGUUUUGUGGUCCUUAUAGUGUCUUAUGCAGUCAUACUGGUAAAUCUGAGACAUCAGAUCUCCGAGGGCAAGUGGAAAGCCCUGUCUACCUGUGCGGCCCACCUCACUGUAGUCAUACUGUUCCUAGGACACUGUAUCUUCAUCUAUUCCCGCCCAUCCACCAGCCUCCCUGAGGAUAAGGUGGUAUCUGUGUUUUUCACUGCUGUCACCCCUCUGCUAAAUCCCAUCAUAUAUACCCUUAGGAAUGAAGACAUGAAGAGUGCCUUGAACAAGGUAAUAGGAAGGAAGGAAAGAAAAGAAGAAAAAUUAAGACAUCCAUGCCCUUAG
This is a messenger RNA of Jaculus jaculus (lesser Egyptian jerboa), 963 nucleotides long. Its product is annotated as olfactory receptor 4E1. The record is from RefSeq and is a predicted model, not a curated record. Lineage: Eukaryota; Metazoa; Chordata; Mammalia; Rodentia; Dipodidae. The transcript has a single exon. Gene Ontology annotation, biological process: G protein-coupled receptor signaling pathway. Gene Ontology annotation, molecular function: G protein-coupled receptor activity; olfactory receptor activity. Gene Ontology annotation, cellular component: membrane. Bases 1 to 963 code for a protein of 320 amino acids.